Molecule: messenger RNA, 2922 nt
Organism: Synchytrium microbalum
Lineage: Eukaryota; Fungi; Chytridiomycota; Chytridiomycetes; Synchytriales; Synchytriaceae
Exons: 5
Coding region: 1-2922 (973 amino acids)
Cellular component (GO): nucleus
Molecular function (GO): ATP binding; DNA binding; ATP hydrolysis activity
Source: RefSeq, a predicted model, not a curated record
AUGGCUCCUGACAAAAGCAAACGGAAUGCUCCUGUUGCCAAUGAUUCGCAACAGACCAAGAUUCACCCAUUCUUUGUCAAGCAAGCACCAAACCCUGUCGCUGAUCCUGCAGCUGUUCCGGAUGGUGACAAUCUCGAUCAACCUCUACACACAACACCAGCAGCAACGACAACAGCAAGUUCCUCGACAAUAAUCAUUGAUGAUACGACUGGACCAAGAAGAAGUACUAGAAGAAAGUCAAAUGUCGACCCACCAAAAUCAACUACAGAUGCAGAACAAAUACCAGUAAUAGAUCUAGUAGAUCCAUCUGUGAUGGAACAAUCACUCGAGCUAUCGAAAUCUCUGUCCCCAGACUCGAAACUAUUAGCUACAGGAGACUUUUUCCUCAAUGCUGAACAGAAAAAGGAAAAGAAACGAGCAGAAGCUCGCGUCCAAAUGAGACGAGAAAUGGUUGAUCGAAACGAAACUAUGGCUUCCUUGAGCGCUGGACGUCAAUUAAAUCCCUUCUUUCUCCCUAAAAAACCAUCCCCCGUACCAACCGAUAAUGGAACUAGUAAUGGUAGUCUGUCGCCAGUCACAUUGCUCGAGGUCCCUUGGCCAUCGCAAGGAAAUAGUCAUGUUACUUCUCUGACAUCACCACCAUCAGCGCCUAUAUCUAUAACACGCUUUAAACCACUAAAACAAAAGAGCUCUGAGCCAGCCAAUACUCAAUGGUCGUUAGGAAAUUUAGCUAGACCCACUAUAGUCAAUAAUGAUGCCGCACCAAUGCAACCAAACGUCAAGAUGACUAAAGGAGAAGUAACUUCUUAUCUGGCAUCCCUAUAUCCCGAUGAGAUAUUACACACCGGUGCUUAUGUUUCUUGCAUGAAGCACGUCCUAAAGUCACCUUGCAACCAACCCACUGAUACUUUAUUGACAGAAAAGUACAAACCAACUGCAAUAAACGACAUACUAGGCAAUCAGGCAGCCGCUCAUGCAUUGUCCGAAUGGCUGUCGAAUUGGGAGCCUAUUGAUCUUGGUAAAAAGAGAUCUUCUACCCAUAGUCCACAAAGGAAGAAGAAAAAGAUUCGUACAAGAUGGGACGACGACGACUUGGACGACUUUGUAGUUUCUGACUCUGAUGGAGGCAGCGACGCAGAAAAGGUACAACUCUUUGCCUCUGGAAAGAGUCCUGCCAUCUUGUUGGUGGGCCCUCCAGGUAGUGGUAAAACAGCAAUAGCCUAUGCAGUUUCUCAGGGGUUGGGUUAUGACAUACUGGAAGUACACGCUGGUAUGAAACGUGGUAAAAAGGAAUUACUACAAAUCGUAGAAGCUACUCAGAGUCAUCAUGUUUCCAAGGAUGGGUCAAACGACGUCUGGGCAUCCCUGUUCAAACAAAAUGGUAGCGUAGAUAAACAGGAUGCGCCAACAAAGUCGAAAAAGGCCUCUCGGAAAUCUAGUCUGCCCAAGAUUACCCGCAAGAGUGGCAACACUAGUAGUAAUAGUAGGACCAGUCCAUCGAAGACCAGUAAGGGUAGAAGGAAGAAGACCAAAUCAUUUGAUGAAGAUGAGAAGAAAUCUGAUUAUGAAGCCAAGGACACCGAUGAUGACGACUUUCAAGAAACCUCCGCAUCGCCGCCUCGUAAAUCACGGAAAAAGUCAAAGAGGAGAAUAAGUGAUGAAGAUGAUUCAGAAUCCCCGCCUCAAAUAGAGCCUGAAGUAAUCGAAAUAAAUCCCGAUACCAUACCACACACCAGAAUUCUCAAUGAGGAUACGGAAAUGGCUGUCGCAAUCCAGCUCUCACUGGCUCAUCAAAUGGGAGUCGAACAUAAUGAAUCUGAGAUUAUCGCAGAAGUGCUGAAAUCCCAAGCAAACGCCACCACUCCGAAUAAUAAUAAUAGUAAUAACAGCAACAGGAGGUCUCUGAUUCUCAUUGAAGAUGCAGAUGUUGUAUUUGACCAGGAUAAAUCAUUCUGGCAAGCUGUAUCUACCCUGAUUGAGACCACCAAAAGGCCUAUCAUCCUUACAUGCAACAUCAAUCCUCUUGAUUAUGCUAAUGAGUGUGCUCGUCCUCUUACGAAUCUGACUCAGUACAUUGCUCCAUUGUGGGUGGUGCGACCUUCUACCAUGGAGUUGGCUAGCUACUUGCACUUGGUGACUCUGGCGGAAGGCAUUUGGGUCGACUCGAAGAGUCUGGUGGAUUUGGUGACUGAAUGUGAUAAUGAUAUUCGAAAAUGUCUUUCACAAGUUCCGUGGAAGUGGUCUUCUCUGCCUCUUUUUCAACUUGAACCAGAUGCUGAUAUAGUUGAUUUGACUACGGAAUCUGUGUCUAUGUCAUCAACCUCUGCUAUAAAAGUGAAGAACAACAACAAGAUACCCUCAACAGAGACGCUUGAACUCUUGUCCUUUGUUGACGCAUAUAUUGAUGGUGGACGUGUUCGACACUUUGAGAUAUAUGAGCCAGACACAUAUGAGUAUCCUGAUUCCGAAUUUGCUCCUUCUUUUCCUAUAAUCACGAAACAAGCAAUGGAUGUAGGCAUACGAGAGUCUCUGAAGUAUAUGUGUGGUCGAGAAGAGGAUAUACAUCUCGAUUUGAUGCAUGCUUUGGCUGGUGGCAUGGAUGACGCACCGGCUUGUCUGUCAAUCAACUUUAAGGUUGAGUUUGAGUGUCUAUAUGAGCUGGUCUCCUCCUCGACUCUAUAUGGCGCCCCAAGGGCUCUGGCUACUGACUAUGCACCUAUGGUAUCUUUGAUUUGUAGGUAUGAUGUGGAUCCGGAGGAAGGGGUAUUACCUGAUGAACCUGAAGAAGGUUCACGUCGUAGUUCCCGUCAAGCUGGAAAACGAAAGAGAAGGUAUGCACCAAAUGGUCACUUUCUGUUUUCGGCCUCGUAUAUUGAGUGUGAAGAGUAUAGUUUAUUUGUGAAUGUGCUGAAUGAAGUGUGA